GCCGCUCCGGAUCGGCUCUGCCAGACGCUCUUCUGCUCCCGCCCUGGUCGCCCGGCCGAGGGUCUGGGGCGCGGGGCCGCCCAGUCUGCGGCGUGACGGGCGGCUCAGCCUGAGGGCUCCCCUCCCCGCGAGGCCAGGCCUGCCGCCGCCUUCCUGACAGCCCCUUUUGUCCCAGAGGCCGCCAGCGUCUUCACUCCCACCCGGAGCGGCCCGACGCACCGCCUGCUUCGGAAGCACGCGAGCGCAAAGCCAAGCCCGCCGCCCAACGAAUGGAGCUGCCUCACUAUCCAAUCUGAUCGCCCAGGUCACCACACCCCAGCACCGACCUCCGGCCAGAUGGUCACCAUGGGCCAGUGCUACUACAAUGAGACCAUCGGCUUCUUCUACAACAACAGUGGCAAGGAGCUCAGCUCCCAUUGGCGGCCCAAAGAUCUGGUUGUGGUGGCGCUGGGCCUGACUGUCAGCGUGCUGGUGCUUCUCACCAACCUGCUGGUCAUCGCAGCCAUCGCCUCCAAUCGCCGCUUCCACCAACCCAUUUACUACCUGCUUGGCAACCUGGCCGCAGCUGACCUCUUCGCCGGUGUGGCCUACCUCUUCCUCAUGUUCCACACAGGCCCACGCACAGCCCGGCUGUCACUCCGGGGCUGGUUCGUGCGGCAGGGCCUGUUGGACACGAGCCUGACGGCCUCCAUGGCCACACUCCUGGCCAUUGCCGUGGAGCGGCACUGCAGUGUGAUGGCCGUGCAGCUGCACAGCCGCCUGCCCCCGGGCCGGGUCAUCACGUUGAUCGUGGUCGUGUGGGUGGCCGCGCUGGGGCUGGGGCUGCUGCCCGCCCACUUCUGGCACUGCCUCUGUGCCCUGGACCGCUGCUCUCGCAUGGCCCCCCUGCUCAGCCGCUCCUACCUCACCGUCUGGGCGCUGUCCAGUCUGCUCGUCUUCCUGCUCAUGGUGGUCGUCUACACCCGCAUCUUCUUCUUUGUGAGGCGGCGAGUGCAGCGCAUGGCCGAGCAUGUCAGCUGCUACCCCCGCUACCGUGAAACGACGCUGAACCUGGUCAAGACUGUUGUCAUCAUCCUAGGGGCAUUUGUGGUCUGCUGGACACCGGGCCAGGUGGUGCUGCUCCUGGAUGGUCUGGGCUGCAAGUCCUGCAACGUCCUGGCAGUGGAGAAGUACUUCCUACUGUUAGCCGAGGCCAACUCGCUGGUCAAUGCCGUGGUGUACUCGUGCCGUGAUGCUGAGAUGCGCCGCACCUUCCGCCGUCUUCUAUGCUGUUGGUGCCUCCGCCCGUCUACCCACGAGUCUGUUCGCUACACAACCGCCACCCACACGGGCACCAGCACUCGCAUCAUGCUUCCUGAGAAUGGCCAUUCCCUGAUGGACUCCACCCUUUAGCUAACCUUGAACUUCAGCAGGGUACAGCAAAUGCCACAUCGCUGCCCCGGGCCACUGUGGACGCCUGGCUCUACCCAGUCUGCGGGCCAGACUUAAAGGCAGACCGUCAGUCUGACAUGGCAUGAACCACUGCCAGCCCUACCCAGGCACGCAGCUGUGUCUGUCUCUGAGCCUGCAGGUUAGGGUCAUCUAUGCAACUGGGAGAGAGUUGAAUGGGGUGCAAGAAUCAGGUUCUGAAGGUUGGGGGGCUUUUUAACAGACACUUUUUUUUUUCUGCACAUGCCUGGUAACCCCUGUGGACUGCUUUCUUGUCUGUGGUGGCGUGGAUGAUAAAGAUGAGAGAGAUGAGGACUUUCGGGCCAUGCAGCCCAGGGAAGCAGGGUAACACGGACGGACUAUGGGUGCCCCGUCUGCCUGAGGCUGACUGUUUAGGGGCACAGACAGGAGUGCUGAGUGUGAUCUGGGAAAGGUCUAUGACCCCUUGCAGCCUCCAGGGGUCUUGCCUGUCCCCAUGAGAACUGAGGCGGUCUACAAGGAGGGCGUGAUUUAAGGAGUAAACUUUUCUACUCUGAGA
Dama dama (fallow deer) is the source of this 1966-nucleotide messenger RNA. RefSeq names its product lysophosphatidic acid receptor 2 (gene LPAR2). Gene Ontology annotation, cellular component: membrane. The transcript is spliced from 4 exons. The record is from RefSeq and is a predicted model, not a curated record. NCBI's taxonomy places the organism in Eukaryota, Metazoa, Chordata, Mammalia, Artiodactyla, Cervidae. Bases 337 to 1392 code for a protein of 351 amino acids. Gene Ontology annotation, molecular function: lysophosphatidic acid receptor activity. Gene Ontology annotation, biological process: G protein-coupled receptor signaling pathway.